Messenger RNA from Anas platyrhynchos (mallard), 2001 nucleotides. It is a transcript of the gene EPHX4, whose product is annotated as epoxide hydrolase 4. NCBI's taxonomy places the organism in Eukaryota, Metazoa, Chordata, Aves, Anseriformes, Anatidae. Gene Ontology annotation, molecular function: catalytic activity. The record is from RefSeq and is a predicted model, not a curated record.
UGACAAUCAAAUCUGUAUGGGUAAAGGCGAUGUCCUUAAAAGCAAUAAAUAGAUUAAAGUGAAAGCACUGAGGGCAAAUCCCUAAAGGACGCUAACUGAAAGAAUCGGAAUGGAGGAGGGCAAACCAACUACCUAUGAAAUGAGAAUCUCUGGAAGAGAACUGAGAAACAUCUGUUAUUUUAAAGGGGUCAAAGGCAGGGUGUGAUACAGGGAAUGGUGGAGAUGAUGUACUGGACCUGAAGUGUAGUGAGAAGGUAUCAGCAAGUGAUUAGAAAUGUACAGCCAUUUGUACUUCUAGGGACUCCAAAUUCACUGCCAUCCCAGAAGAGAAAAAUUGGUGUAACUUUGGGCAGAACUGAGCCAAAAGUUCCUGCUAUAUCAAUAGUGAACAUGAAGAUAAGAAAGCAAUUAUUUCCAUUCCAGAGCUCUUUCCAAGACCAAAAUGAUUCAGGGUUAAGAUUCCACUAUGUGGCUGCUGGAGAAAGGGGUAAACCACUCAUGCUGCUGCUUCAUGGCUUUCCAGAAUUCUGGUAUUCUUGGCGCCAUCAAUUGCGGGAAUUUAAAAGUGAAUAUCGAGUGGUGGCCCUGGAUUUGAGAGGUUAUGGAGAAACAGAUGCUCCUUCUCACAAAGAAAAUUACAAGUUAGAUUGCCUGAUAACAGAUAUAAAGGAUAUUUUGGAAUCUCUGGGAUACAACAAGUGCGUGUUGAUUGGCCACGACUGGGGAGGAAUGAUCGCUUGGUUAGUGGCUAUAUGUUACCCUGAAAUGGUGACAAAGCUGAUUGUGGUUAAUUUCCCUCAUCCUUCUGUGUUUACAGAAUACAUUCUACGACAUCCAUCACAAUUGAUUAAAUCUGCUUACUACUUCUUUUUCCAAAUGCCAUGGUUUCCUGAAUUCAUGUUUACAGUAAAUGAUUUCAAGGUUCUGAAAAGUUUAUUUACCAGCCAAGCCACUGGAAUUGGAAGGAAAGGCUGCAGAUUAACAGCAGAGGAUAUUGAAGCUUAUCUGUACGUCUUUUCACAACCCGGAGCAUUAACUGGACCCAUCAACCACUACAGAAAUAUUUUCAGCUGCCUACCUCUGCAGCACCAUGAAGUCACCAUGCCAACCCUGCUGUUAUGGGGAGAAAAAGAUGCCUUUAUGGAAGUUGAUAUGGCAGAAAUUACACGGAUUUAUGUUAAAAAUCAUUUCAGAUUAACUAUUUUGUCUGAGGCCAGUCAUUGGCUCCAGCAGGAUCAACCUGACAUAGUGAACAAGUUGAUAUGGACCUUUCUAAAGGAAGAGACAAGAAAAAGAGAAUGACUGUUUGUACAUGUUCUAAGGGGUCUACAUAAAAGUUCUUCAGAUUUAAAAAAGUAAUUGUUAUCAGGGCCAUAUUUCCAGCCUGCCUUCUAUUUUGAGCUCUGUUAGAGAAAAGUGUUUUCAAUGUACUGUACAUUUGGACACCAACGUUACUGCUAAAAGAAGAAGUGAGUAUGAGAAUAUCUGAUACCAACAUUGGUUUUACCUGUAUACUUGUAUUUUGCACAUGAAAACACCUGCCUUAAGAUAUAUGUGUUUGUACAGAAAGAAAAUCACAGAAAGUUGCUUGGUUUUGUUUUCUCCCUUGCUUUACAGUCUCAAUGUGUGGUGCCUUUUACAACUUUAUAAUGAAACAAUGGAGCGGUGCCAUACAGAGGGAAGUCAUGGGUUGUCAUUCUCAAUUUGCCUGAUUUUUUAAUGUAUUUUACCAUUAAACAGUUACUAACUCUUUUUAUUAUCUGUAUUUUAGCAUAUAGAAUGACUGAAAACUUUCUGGGCACAUUUCUAGUCUUCAAGUGAAUAAUGACACGGAUCUUGUUGUGUUGUUGGAUGCAGCUGCUUUGUGUGAUGCAUUUUUUUUUCCUUUUGGACUGACAAACGGGAACCUGUACUCUCAACAUACCUGACCAAGAGGAAUGGAAAAUUACGAUCUAAUGUGUAUCGAGUCCACCUCUGUCCAAUAAAACGCACCUGACCCUA